AUGAAUUCACAGAUGUUAUCUCAUUUCAUUCUCAAAGCAGUUUGCCCAGAGAUAGACAGCUGGCAAUCUGCUGCAAAUCCUGAGACUCCAAACUCAACCAUCUCCAGAGAGGCCAGCACCCAGUCCUCAUCAGCUACAACCAACCAAGGCUACGUUUUACCAGAAGGCAAAAUCAUGCCAAACACCAUUUUUGUUGGUGGAAUUGAUGUUAGGAUGGAUGAAACCGAAAUUAGAAGUUUCUUUGCUAGAUAUGGUUCAGUAAAAGAAGUGAAGAUAAUCACGGAUCGAACUGGUGUUUCCAAAGGCUAUGGAUUUGUUUCAUUUUACAAUGACGUGGAUGUGCAGAAGAUAGUAGAAUCACAGAUAAAUUUUCAUGGUAAAAAGCUGAAACUGGGCCCUGCAAUCAGGAAACAUAAUUUAUGUGCUUAUCAUGUGCCGCCACGUCCUUUGGUUUUUAAUCCUCCUCCUCCACCACAAUUUCAGAAUGUCUGGAGUAAUCCAAACACCGAAACUUACAUGCAGUCUCCAACCAUGAUGAAUCCUGUAACUCAGUACGUUCAGGCAUAUCCUCCUUAUCCAAGUUCACCAGUUCAAGUCAUCACUGGAUAUCAGCUGCCUGUUUAUAAUUAUCAGAUGCCACCGCAGUGGCCUGCUGGGGAACAAAGGAGUUAUGUUAUACCUCCGGCUUACACAACUGUUAACUACCACUAUAAUGAAAUUGAUUCAGGAGCUGAAGUUUUGUCAAAUGAAUGCUCAGUUCAUGAAGCUACUCCAUCCUCUGGAAAUGGCCCACCAAAGAAAUCUGUGGACCGAAGCAUACAGACAGUGGUAUCUUGUCUAUUUAAUCCGGAGAACAGGCUGAGGAACUCUCCUGCUACUCAAGAUGACUACUUCAAGGAUAAAAGAGUGCAUCACUUUAGAAGAAGUCGGGCAGUGCUUAAAUCUGUUUGA
Molecule: messenger RNA, 951 nt
Organism: Cynocephalus volans (Philippine flying lemur)
Lineage: Eukaryota; Metazoa; Chordata; Mammalia; Dermoptera; Cynocephalidae
Gene: DAZL
Product: deleted in azoospermia like
Exons: 11
Coding region: 1-951 (316 amino acids)
Biological process (GO): 3'-UTR-mediated mRNA stabilization; positive regulation of translational initiation
Cellular component (GO): cytoplasm
Molecular function (GO): protein binding; translation activator activity; mRNA 3'-UTR binding
Source: RefSeq, a predicted model, not a curated record